AUGAACGAUAAGAACUCAGCUCCGAGCAAAUUGAUUGAAGAAAGGCUUGACGAGAUUCGUAGAGUAAUGGGCAAAGUCGAUGAUGAUCCGUUAAGGAUCGUAGGUGUAGGAGCUGGUGCUUGGGGAAGUGUUUUCAUUGCAAUGUUGCAGGAAAAUUACGGAAUAUUUAGGGGAAAAGUUAGUGUUCGAAUCUGGAGAAGAGGAGGCAGAGCAAUCGAUAAAUCAACAGCUGAACAUUUGUUCGAAGUGAUCAAUUCGAGAGAGGAAUUGCUUAGGAGGUUGAUCAGAAGGUGUGCUUAUCUCAAGUAUGUGGAAGCUAGAUUAGGUGAUAGGGUUUUAUACGCAGAUGAGAUAUUGAAAGAUGGGUUUUGUUUGAAUAUGAUUGAGACUCCUUUGUGUCCUUUGAAAGUUGUGACUAAUCUUCAGGAAGCUGUUUGGGAUGCUGAUAUUGUCAUCAAUGGUUUACCAUCAACCGAGACGUCUCAGGUGUUUAAUGAGAUUAGUAAGUACUGGAAAGAGAGGGUUACAGCUCCUGUUAUUAUCUCUUUGGCUAAAGGUGUGGAAGCUGAGUUUGAGCCUCAUCCUCGGAUUGUAACUCCUACUCAAAUGAUCUACCGAGCGACUGGUAUUCCUCUUGAGAACAUUCUCUACCUUGGGGGACCCAAUAUUGCUUCUGAGGUAUACAACAAAGAGUACGCUAAUGCACGGAUUUGCGGGUCUGAGAAAUGGAGGAAGCCUUUGGGAAAGUUUCUAAGGCAGUCUCACUUCAUAGUGUGGGAUAAUAGUGACCUCGUUACUCACGAAGUAAUGGGUGGCUUGAAGAAUGUUUAUGCCAUUGGCGCAGGAAUGGUGGCUACACUGACAAAGGAAAGUGCUACUAGCAAAUCAGUAUACUUUGCACAUUGUACUUCAGAGAUGAUUUUUAUUACUCAUCUAUUGGCCAAAGAGCCAGAGAAACUUGCUGGACCUUUGCUUGCGGAUACCUAUGUAACAUUACUAAAAGGUCGUAAUGCGUGGUAUGGCCAGAAGCUUGCAAAAGGAGAACUUAGCCUUGAAAUGGGUGAUAGCAUCAAAGGCAAGGGAAUGAUUCAGGGGGUCUCUGCAGUGAAAGCAUUUUUCGAGUUGUUAAACCAGUCCUCGUUAAGUCUUCAACACCCUGAAGAGGGCAAACCUGUAACUCCAGCUGAGCUCUGUCCUAUCUUAAAGAUGCUUUACAGAAUUCUUAUAACAAGGGAGGUCUCGUGUGAGGCGGUCCUUGAGGCGCUGAGGGAUGAGACAAUGAAUGACCCGCGCGAACUCAUUGAGAUUGCUCAGAGCCAUCUCUUCUUUCAGCCAUGGCUUCUUGGUCAGAAACCUUGA
Messenger RNA from Arabis nemorensis, 1359 nucleotides. The record is from the annotation of a GenBank genome assembly. NCBI's taxonomy places the organism in Eukaryota, Viridiplantae, Streptophyta, Magnoliopsida, Brassicales, Brassicaceae.